This is a messenger RNA of Alligator mississippiensis (American alligator), 5527 nucleotides long. It is a transcript of the gene SMC1B, whose product is annotated as structural maintenance of chromosomes 1B. Bases 100 to 3825 code for a protein of 1241 amino acids. The transcript has 25 exons. Gene Ontology annotation, cellular component: chromosome; nucleus; cohesin complex. Gene Ontology annotation, biological process: sister chromatid cohesion. NCBI's taxonomy places the organism in Eukaryota, Metazoa, Chordata, Crocodylia, Alligatoridae. The record is from RefSeq and is a predicted model, not a curated record. Gene Ontology annotation, molecular function: protein binding; ATP binding; DNA binding.
UCCAGCUCUCGCGAGACGCGCCGAGACCUGAGCUGGGCUGCACUCGCGACGCUGCCACGUGCGCGAGGGUCGGAUGCAGCGUGUGGCCGUUGCCCUUGCAUGCCCGCCAUGGGUUACCUGAAGCUGCUGACGAUGGAGAACUUCAAGUCGUGGCGGGGUCGCCAGAGCGUCGGGCCCUUCAUGCGCUUCACCUGCGUCAUCGGGCCCAACGGCUCAGGCAAAUCAAACCUAAUGGAUGCCCUUAGUUUUGUGAUGGGUGAAAGAACAGCUAACUUACGAGUGAAAAACAUUCAAGAACUUAUUCAUGGCGCACAUGUUGGAAAACCUGUUUCUUCCGUUGCAAGUGUAAAAAUGGUAUAUUGUGAAGAGAAUGGAAAAGAAAAAACAUUUGCGAGAAUUAUUCAAGGAAGUUCUUCUGAAUUUCUUUUCAAUGAUAAACCUGUCAGCCAAUCUGUUUACACAGCUGAGCUUGAAAAAAUAGGCAUAAUUGUCAAAGCAAGGAACUGCCUGGUUUUUCAGGGAGAAGUAGAGUCGAUUGCAAUGAAGAAACCCAAAGAAAGAACUCAACUUUUUGAACAAAUUAGUAAUUCACGGGGGCUGACUGAGGAAUAUGAGAAAAAGAAGAAGAAAAUGCAGCAGGCAGACCAGGACACACAGUUUAAUUUUAACCAGAAAAAAAAUGCAGCAGCUGAACGCAAGCAUGCAAAGUUAGAAAAUGAGGAGGCAGAGCGUUACCAGAUGCUGCUUGGAGAGCUGAAAGAAAACAGGAUACAACUGCAGCUCUUCCAACUUUAUCACAAUGAGAAAAAAAUUGAAUUUCUGCAGAAUAAAUUGGAUGAAAAGAAUACGGAGAUACGUAGCAAGAAAGACUCCCUUUCUAAUGCUGAAGAUACCUUUAAAGCCAAGAAAAAAGUAUGUGGUAUACUAAAUAGAGACCAGCAGAGCAUAGAAAAAAAAAUGAAAACUGUGGAAGCAUCCUUGUCUCAGAAGAGGCCCCGAUACAUUAAAGCAAAGGAAAAUACUUCUCACCAAAUCAAAAAAGUAGAUAUGGCUAAGAAAUGCUUGAAGGACAACGAGAAACAGUAUGGUGCACAAAAGCAAGGCAUACAAGAAAUGGAGAUAGAGCUGGCUGAUAUUGAGACAGCAUGGGCAACAUUUAAAAAGAAAGUUGAGGAAGAGAUGGUACAAAGAGGAACAGAUAUUGAACUGGAAGAAAGUCAGCUGGAUCGGUAUAAACAGCUAAAAGAACUAGUAAGAAAGAAAGUAGCUACACUGAUGCAGCAGUUAGAAAAACUUCAGUGGGAACAGAAAGCAGAUCAAGAAAAAAUGGCACUUGACCAGAGGAAGCAAAAAGAAAUUGAGGAAAGUAUAAAACAAGUUGAGGAACAGAUAGAAGAUCACAAAAAAAGAAUAGAAAAGUUGGAGGAGUAUACCAAAGCAUGCACUGACUCGCUAACAGAGAAAAGGAAGCAGGAAGAAACCCUAACUGCAGAAAUUGAGAAUUCAAGAAUUCGAAUGGCAGAAGUCAAUGAAGAACUAAAUAAACUAUAUGAUGAGCUACAAAAUGCUAGAAUAGAUUACCACGAAGGAAAGCGCCAGCAAAUGAGAGCAGAGAUCCUGGAAAGUCUCAAACGACUCUACCCUGAUUCUGUGUUUGGAAGGCUGCUUGAUUUAUGUCAUCCUAUUCAUAAAAAGUAUCAGCUGGCUGUUACUAAAGUCUUUGGCAGCUACAUGAAUGCCAUUGUUGUGACCACUGAAAAAAUUGCAAGGAACUGCAUUCGAUUCCUAAAGGAGGAAAGAGUUGAGCCUGAAACAUUUCUUGCUUUGGAUUACCUUGAUAUUAAGCCAAUCAAUGAAAAGUUAAGGGAGUUAAAAGGAUCUAAAAUGAUGAUCGAUGUUGUUCAAACUCCAUUGGCUUCACUGAAAAAAGUGCUUCAGUUUGUAUGUGGGAACAGCCUGGUCUGUGAAACUAUUAAAGAAGCAAAACAAAUAGCAUUUGAUGGACCUUUGAGGUUGAAAACAGUAGCUCUUGAUGGAACUCUGUUUUUAAAAUCUGGAGUGAUUUCUGGAGGAUCAAGUGAUUUGAGAUUUAAAGCUAGACGUUGGGAUGAAAAAGACAUUAAUAAAAUGAAAGAAAAGAGAGAUAAUUUGGCUAAUGAACUAAAGGAAUUGAUGAAGAUCAGACGUAAGGAGACAGAUUUGAAGCAGUUGCAGGCUCAGUGCCAAGGAACUCAGACUCGGCUCAAAUAUUCACAAAGUGAAUUAGAGAUUCUUAAAAAGAAACAGCUUGCUAAUUUCUAUAAGGAAAAGUCUAAACUGGAAAGUGAAUUAGUAAAUAUCAAAUCAGAAUGUGCUAUGCUAAAUGAAGGACUUGCACAAAGAGUAAGGAAAAUGGAAGAGUUUCAGAAGAAAAUAAAUGAGGUUGAAGAUAGUAUAUUCCAGGAGUUCUGUGAAGAGAUUGGGGUAGAAAAUAUACGUGUGUAUGAGCAAGAGCAUGUGAAACAGCAGGAGGAAAUCGAUAGGAAAAGACUGGAAUUUGAAAACCAGAAGACACGAUUGAGCAUUCAGCUUGAAUUUAGUCGUGGUCAGCUUCAGAAACAGAUUAACAAAAUCAGUGCAUUGAAAGAGGCAGUUCAUAAAGAUGAGGCUGAGAUUGUCAACCUGAAGAAGGAUGAAGAAAAAUGUCUACUAAUGGUGAAUGAAGUAAUGGAAGAACAGCAGCACCUUAAGGAUAGAUUAAUGACCCAAAAAUCUGAGGUUACAAAAGCACAAAGUGAAAUUGAGGAAGCCAGGAAGAUAUUACUAGCUCUUAAUAAGGAAGCAGGGAAAUUACAAAGGGAAGCUACAGCUAUUGAAGCCUCUCUGGAACAGAAAAGGUUAGGGAGACAUAAUAGGCUUCUUGAAUGCAAGGUCCAAGACUUGAGAAUUGAUCUCCUGUGGGGAUCACUGGAUGAAGUCAGUGAAAUUGAGCUAGGAUCGGAAAUAGAAAGCACUCAGAUGACAGCAGAUAUCUAUGAAAGAGAAGGUGCAAUUCAAAUAGACUACAGCGGUCUAGCAGAAGAUCUAAAGGACCUACAGUCUGAUGGAGAGAUUGAGGCUCAUCUGAAACAACUGCAACAGCAAGCAGCAUCGAAAGAGAAUAUUUUGUUAAGGACAGCUGCACCAAACCUAAGAGCACUGAAUAAAUUGCAGAUUGUGAAGGACAAGUUCCAAGAAUCAGUAGAUGCAUUUGAGGCCAGUAGAAAAGAAGCCAGGCUAUGUAGACAUGGAUUUGAACAGGUGAAAAAGAGGAGAUAUGAACUUUUCAGGAAAUGUUUUGAGCAUGUCUCAGUAGCUAUUGAUCAGAUCUACAAGAAACUCUGUAGAAACAGUAGUGCUCAGGCAUUCCUUUGUCCUGAGAAUCCUGAGGAACCUUACCUAGGUGGUAUUAGCUAUAACUGUGUGGCUCCUGGAAAACGCUUUAUGCCAAUGGACAACUUGUCUGGAGGUGAAAAAACCAUGGCAGCAUUGGCUCUCAUGUUUGCUAUACACAGUUUCUGCCCAGCCCCUUUUCUUAUUUUGGAUGAGGUAGAUGCAGCACUGGAUAAUACAAAUAUUGGGAAAGUAUCAAGCUUCAUUAAGGAACAGGCACAGGAACAAUUUCAGAUGAUAGUUAUUUCUCUAAAGGAAGAAUUUUAUUCCAGAGCAGAUGCAUUAAUUGGAGUCUGUCCAGAGCAAGAUGACUUCAUGUUUAGUCGGGUGUUCACACUUGAUCUCACUGCAUAUUCAGAUACUGAGGACAAUGAAAGAAGAAAGAAACAGAGACAGAGCUCCACACUGGACUAAAAGCUUUGGUAGUUUCAGGACUAUCUUUGGAUGAAGAUAUAUUAGAAUUUCUACAGUCUACUUUAUGACAAGUUUCUAAGUUUGUAUAUUGUUACCAGUACAUUCAUAUACAAAAUCCAUGAAGAAUUUCAUUUAAAUUUGGGAAGGAACAAAUGAAUGUUAUAGAGUAUAAGCAUGUCCCCAUUUUGUUAAAAAUUCAAAGUCAGCUUUUGAAAGACAUCACUGAAAGUGCUGGAUUCUAGUGACUAGAGUCUAAUGUCUUUAAAAUGUUUGUUUUAAAAGGAGCGAUUGCAAAUGUCAUGAUAAUAUAAAAUCUGGUAAAUUAAAUGUGUAACCCACGGCUGUUUACUGGUUGCUGCAUCAAUUUUCAAUAAGUGUCUGUUCUUAAAAUGUUUUUUCUGUAACUUCUAGUUCCUUAAAGUUGAAAAGAAUGGAUUUUUGUUCUAGUUACAAGGCUAGAUUUGAGACAGUUAAGAUGUUGGAAAAAGUUGCAGCACAUUUUUACUCUUUAAUCUUACAGGAAUGUUUCAGCUUUGUUGUGGUUAAAGAAACAACGUUCCAUAGUUUACUUUCUGAGCCUCUGCCUUAGAGAAGCAGGGGAAGAGAUGCUGUCUUCUAACACUUGUGAAAACCAGCUUCACAAGAAAUUUCACUCUUCCUGAAACUGAAUCCAAAACUUCCAAGUACUAUGACAUUUUAGAUUUGGAAACUGAUCUUAGCUUUAUAUUAUAUGGCCAUGUUGACAGUUCAGUAUCAGAGCAAUAGCUAUAGAAAUAAAUGCAUAUAAAACAAAGAGAUGGCAGAGCUAUAUACACAUAUACACACAAACACAGAUACAUAUUCAGGAAAGGCAGUAUUAGCUGCAAACAUAUACAUGCAGCUCUCUCAUCUCUCCUUUUAUUUUGCUGACAGAUGACUGAAAAUAUACAGCCAAGAAAGCUGAAACAAGGCAAGGCCAAAUGGUGAUACCUUAACGCAGUCUGAACAACUUACACCAUAAGUAGUUCCAGUGUAGUCAGUAGGACAGUUAAUGGAGCAAGUUACUCCAUGGGAUUAACAGUGUUGCUCUGAUCCUUCUUUUUUUGGCUGGGGACUACAAAACUACUAAAUUCCAUAAGAGCUACAUUUUAAGAGACCAGUUUUCAUUAUCAGUCUUUACUGCAUGACUUCAUCUAGUCUCCGGGCUAGUAAACUUUUGUGACAGUUCUUUAAGGCUGAAUUAACAAACACGCUUUCAAAAUCUUUUGGUUUUUCUAGUCUGAUAGACCUCAAAUGGAAGAAAUGUAGUUAAAGCAACAGCAUUACCCUUAGUCAAAGUCCUAGAUAUUUUUGGGAUCUUGUUAUACCUAUAGACCAUUGUUAAGAUUUCAGUGCUGUCAUUACAAGUUCUUAAUUUUGCAUGAGUUCACAGCAGUUUAACUGGUUGUAAUCUAUUUCUUAUUCCACACAAUGUUGAAUUGCCACUCAUUGAUUUUUACUUAAGAGUAGACUUUUCUAGUCUGUCUGCAAGAAAAACUAGAAUGAAUAUAUAGCUCAAGACACAGGAAAAACUUAGAAUGUUGCACAGACUGGUAUGCUUAUUUUGACAGUUUUGAUGAUGUAGUUUCAGCCAUAAAAGGCACACCUUUUUUAAGAUGUGGAGAACUCUCAAGAAGCAGAUGACAUAUGAAUUUAUAAGUUAUUAAAAAAGGCUUGUUAAAAA